GGGGCGGGAACAUCACUCGGCCUAUUACGGAGUUUUAUUCUCCAACGGAUUUUCACUCCUUGUCUUGUAAAUGUAAGCCAAACGUUAGCUAGAAUACCGGAAAAGUUUGUUGGAAUAACAAUGAACAGUACAUAUGCAAAGGAAAACUGGAAAUAUUUUAAUCUAAAGUAAGUAUUACUAAAUAUUCUAAUGACAAUACUUAGUAAAAAGUUAAAUGCUGCCAUAGCUGGAGUAUCUGAAUUUUUAUACUUUGGAUCACAGGGUUUUGACACAAUAUGAGCAAAUUGGUAAUAUAUAUAAUAUAAUAGUGCCAUAGGUAUGGCACGCCAAAUUCACAAAAAUGAGCUAAACAUAGUUUCACAGUUGAUAAACUAUAGUUUACGGACUGUAAACUACGAUUGUAAACUAGUACGGUUUACAAGUCUGAUAAAUAUAGUAUCACAAUUUGUGAAACUAGGAUUAACAAUUGUGAACUAUAGUUAAUGAAUGUAAAUUAUAGUUUACAAAUGUGAAUCUGUAUUUAUCAACAAAAUCUAUUGUUAACGUUUAUUUAAAGACAGAUAAACUUGGAUUAGCAUUUGUAAACUAUAGUUUACAACCGUUAAAUAUAGUUUUACGGAUGAAAACUAUAGUUAACGAAUCGUUAACUAUAGUUUACAGUUCAUAAACUAUAGUUUACAGUCGAUAAACCUAGUUUAUCAACUGUGAAACUAUGUUUAGCUCAUUUUUGUGAAUUUUGCGUGCCAUAAAUUGGCCCUAUGUAACAGGAAGGGAGAAAAUGCAAUGGACCAGACCGGGAUUCGAACCCAGGCCCCCUGAAAUCUCUAGUCAGGUGCUUUAUUACGGUGCGUGCUAGUUCAGAUCACUCAGAAGUAGGUUGUCAUUCGGAAUGCCUCUAUUUUUUUAACAUCGAGUUCGAUAAUUGAAUUAUUCCACCUCGGUUUUCCCGAAAUCAUGUCACUCAUCGCAGUAAAUUGAGUAAUUUUGUGUAAACAGCUAUUAUUUCCUUCCGAUAUUUCACAAAGCUAUAUGUCUUUUAGUAUUUUUAUUAGACAUAAUAAAAGUAGUAGUAAUAUUUGAAUAUUUACGUUCGUGUUGUCCCUGCAUGUAGAAGAAUGUCUGAGUAUGAGCCGAAAUAUGUUGUUGUCAACAUGGUGGAAGAAGCCGAAAAGCUAGUGACUAAGUUUGAAAUAGACACAGUCACUAAAUUUACAAUAUUUAGCCGAAAUAAAGGAUUUAGUCAUGAUCUGGAUUGCCUUCAAGGUCACAGAGUGCUUUGGGAGGACAAGGGACAAGAGGAGGGUGUUAAAGUACCCUGUAAUGGCACACCAUUCAUUAUUCUUGGUUUUGAUGUCAGAGAAUGUCACUUUGGGCCAGACAGAAAUACAAUGAAAAAGAAGAAGUACCAAAUGGAGAAGACCAUAGAAGCAGACCAAGAUCAUUCUUAUACACAAAAGAGCAGGACUUUGGUACAAAAUACAAAAAAACUUGAUUGCCCUGCCAGAAUUUAUAUGAAAAAGAUAUGCAAAUUUCCGGAUUAUAAGAUCCUUGGCCAUGAUUCUAUCUGGAAGAGAAAAAAACAAGUGCAGAAGUUGAAGAAGGCUCUUUCCACAAAUGAAGAUAUGCUCAGGGAAGAGGAAAUUCACAUUUUUUUCCCAGGAAUUGAGAGCCACAAAAAUCAUUUGACAGGACAGAGAUGGGUAUGGUUAUUCAGAAAGAAUUUGUUCAAUAUUAGAGUGUCUACUACAAAUGGACUUGAGCGCCAACAUCUGAAAUUAAAACAGGACUACCUUUCUCAGACAAGUGACAAAUCAUUGUCAAGCCUAGUGAAUGUUUUAUUUUCACAGGUCUUUCCAGAUAGCUAUAAUCGUUAUAUAGAUUACAAUGCAAGGAGUCUAGAAAGUAUCAAAGCAUAUGCUUCCAUCGUCCCAAGAUUCUUAAAAAACAGACCAAGGCUCCGAUGUUGGUAGAGCAUUACAUGAAGAGAAUUCCUCCUUAUGUGCAGAUGGUCAAUGAGGAAAAUAUAAAACAUGGCUUGAAUGGGAAAUUUCAAGUUAAAAGCUUGAAUUCUGAUAAUGUGUAUGAAGUAGAUCUUUAUGCACAUUAUCCGUGCUGUUCUUGUCCUGACUGGCAAAAACACCAUUUACCAUGUAAACAUAUGCUUCCUAUAUUUCACCACUUUCCUGCCUGGGACUGGGACUUCUUGCCUUCUGACUACAGGGAUGCUCCUCGUUUCAAUUUGGACUUUGAACUCUUAAAUCAGCUCCAAGAAAUGUUGCCAACACAACCACAAUUUCCAGCUGAAUUGGCAACACAACCAGAGCAGUCUACAAAAAUACUGGGAAAGAAAAGGCAAAUCUCAAAAGAGCCAGAAGUGUCACUGCUCACCAAUGACUGGCAAACUUGCAGGGAGCUGAUUAAGGUUAUCCAAAGCAGAGUAAUGAAUUCGUGUGGGCAAGAUUUAAGCAACAUUGUGGAACAGCUACAGCAAGUUGCUGAUGAAUUAAAAGAGAUAGAGCCCAAGGAUGAUGAUCUUCCAGUGAUACAGCCACUAAAACGGAAGAGGGUUUCAGAUCCAAAUAAAUAUGGAAAAAGAAAGAAAACAGUGUCUAGCCUUCCAAAGCAAAGAUCAAAAAGAAAAUUGAGGAAGAAUCAGGACAAGGGUACCAAGAUGAGUGCUACGCAAGAUACGAGUCCAGACAGCAAGACCUGGGAGAAGCAGUUUAACUAUCUGAUGGACAGCGAGCGACGCUUUAAAAAAGCCUGUGAGAAGAUUGUCCACCUCAACAAAAGGAUGCGUAACUUGCAGUUGAGAUAUAAGAAGGCCUGGGUGGAAAACCAUCGUUCAUUCCGGUACAGCAUAAGGCUGCGAAUUAGUGUUGUAGAGGGUCUCCUCAACAUGUACCACGACUAUGCUCUCAUCAAAGCCAACAUUAUUAAAGACCUGCGGCAUGAAAUGUUUGGAGAAGAUGUUCAAAUCAUCACCAGCGACACAUCAGACUCCGAAGAUGAAGACUGAACAGUCGUAGAAGAGAAUAUGAGGGGGGAGUGUUUAUCGGGGGCAGAAAUGGUCCGCUCCGGUUUUUAGCUCACCUGAACCGAAGGUUCAAGUGAGCUUUUCUGAUCGCUUUUUGUCCGUCGUCUGUCUGUCUGUUAAACUUUUCACAUUUUCGACGUCUUCUCCAGAACCACUGGGCCAAUUUCAACCAAACAUGGCCAAAAGCAUCCUUGGGUGAAGGGCUUUCAAGUUUGUUCAAAUGAAGGGCCAUGUCCCUUUCAAAGUGGAGAUAAUCACAAAAAUGCAAAAAUAGGGUGGGGUCAUUUAAAAAUCUUCUUCUCAAGAACCACUGGGCCAGAAGAGCUGAAAUUUACCUGAAAGCUUCCUGACAUAUUGCAGAUUCAAGUUUGUUCAAAUCAUGGCCCCCGGUGGUAGGAUGGGGCCACAAGGGGGGAUCAAAGUUUUACAUACAAAUAUAUAGGAAAAAUCUUUAAAAAUAUUCUUCUCAAGAACCACUGAGCCAGAAAAGCUGAUUUUUACAUGAAAACUUUCUGACAUAGUGCAGAUUCAAGUUUGUUCAAAUCAUGGCCCCCGGGGGUAGGAUGGGGCCACAAGGGGGGAUCAAAGUUUUACAUACAAAUAUAUAGGGAAAAACUUUAAAAAUCUUCUUCUCAAGAACCACUAAGCCAGAAAAGCUGAGAUUUACAUGAAAGCUUCCUGACAUAAUGCAGAUUCAAGUUUGUUCAAAUCAUGGGCUCCGGGGGUUGGAUGGGGCCACAAUAAGGGAUCAAAGUUUUACAUACAAGUAUAUAGGAAAAAUCUUCUUCUCAAGAACUACUGAGCCAGAAAAGCUGAUUUUUACAUGAAAACUUUCUGACAUAGUGCAGAUUCAAGUUUGUUCAAAUCAUGGCCCCCGGGGGUAGGAUGGGGCCACAAGGGGGGAUCAAAGUUUUACAUACAAAUAUAUAGUUAAAAUCUUUUUCUCAAUAACCACUGAGUCAGAAAAGCUGAUAUUUACAAGAAAACUUUCUGACAUAGUGCAGAUUCAAGUUUGUUCAAAUCAUGGCCCCCGGGGGGGGGGGGGGGGGGGGGGUGUCAAAGUUUUACAUACAAAUAUAGGAAAAAGCUUUAAAAAUCUUCUUCUCAAGAACCAUUGGGCCAAAGAAGUUGACAUUUACAUGAAAGCUUUCUGACAUUGUGUAGAUUCAAGUUUGCAAAGGGUAGUUUGGGCCAUAAUAGGGACUAAGGUUUUACAUGCAAAUAUAUAUAUGGAAAGUCUUCAGAUAUGGGCCAAGGUGACUCAGGUGAGCGAUGUGGCCCAUGGGCCUCUUGUUUUUAUGGUCCGCUCCGGUUUCUUUUUUUAUUGUGAUAGGGGGGGGGGGGGGGUGUUUAUUGGGGGCGAAAAUGGUCCGCUCCGUGGUUUUUUUUUAUUGGGAUAGGGCGAGGGGGGAGUGUUUAUCAGGGGUGGAAAUGGUCCGCUCCGUUUUUUUUAAUUUAUUUUACAUUCUUCAGAUUUUGUACAGCUGUUAUGAAAGCAUUUUAGAUGUACAUGUGUGUGAUCAGACAUUCUUUGAAAUAUUUGCCUGUGCAGGAUGUAGUUGGAACUUCAUCAUUUAAUAUGUCAUAUUCCAGUAUAUAAUAAUAUAGAUAAAAACAUUGAGCAAAUCUGA
Ostrea edulis (European flat oyster) is the source of this 4668-nucleotide messenger RNA. RefSeq lists its product as uncharacterized. NCBI's taxonomy places the organism in Eukaryota, Metazoa, Mollusca, Bivalvia, Ostreida, Ostreidae. The record is from RefSeq and is a predicted model, not a curated record. The coding region runs from base 1116 to 1970 and encodes 284 amino acids. Gene Ontology annotation, molecular function: DNA-binding transcription factor activity; zinc ion binding. The transcript is spliced from 8 exons.